This is a messenger RNA of Sclerotinia sclerotiorum 1980 UF-70, 297 nucleotides long. RefSeq lists its product with no specific name. The transcript has 2 exons. The record is from RefSeq and is a predicted model, not a curated record. Lineage: Eukaryota; Fungi; Ascomycota; Leotiomycetes; Helotiales; Sclerotiniaceae. Bases 1 to 297 code for a protein of 98 amino acids.
AUGGAGCGACGAACGGAUCGUUCUGAUCUUCACGACAACCUUAUUAGUGCCGAAGAACUUCACGGGAAAACCCCACGAUUAGCACUCUAUCAUGGCUCCAGCGUAGCACAAAUAGCCAGUGAGCGAGCCACCCGUUGUAGUCCUACUGGGACGUACAACUCAACCUCAUGUCUUCUGCAAGCAAGCAAAGCGCAAAAGCGCAGUGCAGUCGCAAAAUUCACUGCAACCGCCAUGCUCGCAUAUUUGACAUACUCUAUCGGAUCACUUCGCGACCGAGAUGAACUGCUAGCUGGAUGA